This is a messenger RNA of Olea europaea var. sylvestris, 563 nucleotides long. Its product is annotated as histone H4. Gene Ontology annotation, molecular function: structural constituent of chromatin; DNA binding; protein heterodimerization activity. Bases 64 to 375 code for a protein of 103 amino acids. Gene Ontology annotation, cellular component: nucleosome. Lineage: Eukaryota; Viridiplantae; Streptophyta; Magnoliopsida; Lamiales; Oleaceae. The record is from RefSeq and is a predicted model, not a curated record. The transcript has a single exon. Gene Ontology annotation, biological process: nucleosome assembly.
UCAGCUUUAAAAGAUAAUUCUCCCAUUCGUAUUGUACUCACAAACGGUUAGGAUAUCGGGGAAAUGUCAGGUCGUGGCAAGGGAGGCAAGGGUUUGGGAAAGGGCGGUGCAAAGCGGCACCGUAAGGUACUGAGAGAUAAUAUCCAGGGCAUAACGAAGCCGGCCAUCCGUCGUUUGGCUCGCAGAGGAGGCGUGAAACGUAUAAGCGGUCUUAUCUACGAGGAGACUCGAGGCGUGCUCAAGAUCUUCCUCGAAAACGUCAUUCGCGACGCUGUAACCUACACGGAACAUGCCCGCCGUAAGACUGUUACUGCCAUGGAUGUCGUGUAUGCGUUGAAGAGGCAGGGCCGUACAUUGUACGGAUUUGGCGGUUAAUAUGCUGAUUUUGUGUAUUAGGGUUAGUUUUUGGUGAAUGUAAAUCGGGGUUUUAAGUCAGUGUUGUUUUGAUCAGAUCUUAAAUUGAUUUCGUUAAUGCAACAUUCCUGUUCUCUAAUGAUUUUAUGUUUAAUUUAUUCAUGAGUGUAAUUGCUGAGUCUAUUUCCAUAUCAUCUUAAUUUGUGCUU